Molecule: messenger RNA, 825 nt
Organism: Colias croceus (clouded yellow)
Lineage: Eukaryota; Metazoa; Arthropoda; Insecta; Lepidoptera; Pieridae
Gene: Pfdn6
Product: prefoldin subunit 6
Exons: 1
Coding region: 17-385 (122 amino acids)
Biological process (GO): chaperone-mediated protein complex assembly; protein folding
Cellular component (GO): cytoplasm; prefoldin complex
Molecular function (GO): protein-folding chaperone binding
Source: RefSeq, a predicted model, not a curated record
AAUUUAUUAAUCCAUAAUGGCCGAAGAAAUACAGAAAAAACUGCAAAAGGAACUCGAAGUAUUCAAUGGUCUUCAAAAAGAGUAUCAUAAGGCUGUAGCUCAGAAACAACAACUAGAUAGCCAAUUGAAUGAAAACAAGGCGGUUAAAGAAGAAUUAUCGCUAUUAAAGAAUGAUUCCGAGGUAUAUAAGCUAAUAGGCCCAGUAUUAGUAAAACAAGAUCUAGAAGAAGCUAGACAAAAUGUCGCAAAACGUAUGGAAUAUAUCAGCAAAGAAAUUAAAAGAACAGAUGGUAAUAUAUCAGCUUUAGAAAACAAACAGCAAGCAAUACAAGAGAACCUUAAUAAACUGAAGAAUGAUCUUGGAAACUUAAAAAUUACUGCGUAACUGUUCUUUAUCAUAACCUAUCAUAAGUGCUUUAAUUUUUAUUUAAACUUCGUGUGUAUCCCUGUAAAUUUACUAAUAUGUUGUCUUUGGACACUAAAUGUCUAUACAAUAAUAAAUUAUUCAUUUAUUUUUAGUUGUGAAAUUUUUAAAUAACUUGUCUAUAUGAGAUUCAGAUACCUACCACACUUGCUACUAAACUUAUUAUGAAAAUCGUAAUAAGAAGAACAUGCUUUUCAUGUAGAUUCACAACCAAUCUUCAUACAGCAGUAAUAAGGGUAUUAAACAAAGUCAGUUUUUUUUUUUCAAAAGAUUUAUAUUUAUUUAUCCCAUAGCUUAAAAAAUAAUACAAAAUGCAUUCAAUGGCACAAUAUAUGGUAUAUAAUAUAAUCAGUAAAGUCAAUAUUUAACACUUUUUAUAAAUAAUAAACUUGUAAAUUGAA